Molecule: messenger RNA, 4073 nt
Organism: Caenorhabditis sp. 36 PRJEB53466
Lineage: Eukaryota; Metazoa; Nematoda; Chromadorea; Rhabditida; Rhabditidae
Source: the annotation of a GenBank genome assembly
AUGCACAUCCUGCUCGUCCUCACACAGCUCCAUCUCUUUUGGAGCAUCGAAGAGGAGCUGUGGGCCGGAAAUCCCAUGCACACUCUUGCUCAAUGUGCUCAACACGAGUGCGUAUGUGCUCGCUCAAUUCCUUGCCAAAGUGCACAUUUUUUGUGCAGCCAAGAGAGAUAGAAAAGAAGAAGAUGUGAAGCGUAAGCAGAAAAGGGCAAUCUGAUGCUCUCUAGUGAAUCAUCAGACUAAGCCUCCUAGUCCUUGUAAGAAAAGAGGAGAGAAGGGCCGAGGAGGAAGAUGUUGCGUGCGGACGAGAAGUAGUUUGUCACAGAUUGCGAAACCAGCGCAUGCUCAAGCCGAAACGCGUUUGGCUUUUUCCGAAAGUCGCUGAUCAUAAAACAUUAGAGUUACAAACAAACAUUUGCCUCCUCAUGCAAAAGUGCAUUUGCACUAUUUUCCAGAAAGCCGAUAGAGGUCACGUCGGCACAUACGAAAGAGAAAACUAAAAAAAGAAGAAGGAGAGAAAAAGAAGAGGGCGGCACACGACAUGCCAUUGCUCGAGCUUUAGCCUAGGAGUCUGAGCAAGAGAACAUCGAAAGCGGAGGGAUUAAUCGAAACGAAAUUGAGGGGGCUAGAUACAGUACAAGGAACGGAAGGCUAAUUUCAGAUAUUUGGACAUUAUUUCACAACCGCACGACACGAGACAUCUGAUUUCUUAACCAGUACUUGCAGAUCAAUCACACUACUAAAAACGAUUCGUUGCACUGUGCCUUACAAUUUCCGGAAAUGUCCUCUGCAAAAAAAAAACGGACAUCAUUGUUUGACACAGUGACACAGCGCAAAAGUACUCGUGUACUGUCUCCUUCUCUCGCUCUUUCGCUCUUUCGUUCCCUCACCUCCGAUGUUUCAACUUUCGAGGGGAGGCAGACGAGAGAAUGCAACUGGCAACCAGACUUGCAUAAUCCGAGCCAGGCCCGUCAAAGCCCGUCGUACGGAGGUAUCAUUUGAAAAAGUACAAGCUCCGAUGAAAAAAAAGAUUAUUCCAGAAUUCACACUUCUUGAAUUGUGUUCAUUAGAUGCUCAAAAGAAAUGGAUCGCAAUCCCAGACCACGAAUUGUACAAUCUUCAUUCAGUUAUUCGCUAUCCAUUUAUCACAACUGUCCCGCCUCCUCGUUGCCCUGUCCACGUGGCAAACUGUUCCCAGAAUGUCCCGAUCCGAAAUCGUAACCACCGGGAGCGUUGAGUGUAAUCGAAACGACCCGCCAACGCUUGUCUCCUGGAAAUUAUCAAUUUUGAAUACAUAAAUGCAUAAAUGACAAAAUCUACUCGUACUUACUCCGAUUCUUCAAUGACGGCCGUUUCUGCAACAAAGGUUUUACGGCGAGUAUGUCAAGUUCCAACCAAACUAACCGCUUUAUUAAGUUUUCAACAUGCGAGCCUGAAAGAUGUAGAAAAAGUUUAAUGGGGCUAUUCAGCGUAUGUUUGUUUUCCGUUUUUUUACACCGCUGAAUUGAGUUUUUUGACGUAAAAAAACGAAAAAAACGGAAAAAAAAUAAUUUUUUUCACAGCCUGAAUAACCCCAUAAACGAUUCGGCUAAAAAUUCAAUGCGAAUUUUGGAAAAUUAUUCAGCAGCAAAAGCAAGUGCUGCAAAUCUUGUUACGACGCUCCGUCCUUACACCGGUGCGUAAUUUAGCGGGGGAGCCGUGCUGCAGGUAUCAUUUAACAAAGUACAAGCUCCGAUGAGAAAAUAAAAGUUUAUUCCUAAAUUCCAGAAUCCACACUCUGUUCAUUUAAAAAGCACCUUCCUAUGUCGCACAUAUUGUUGCUUCGUUCCACUGCUUAGCCUAGCCUUCCAUCUCUACCUGCCAACCCGUUCCGGUGCCUAAUCCGGCCGGCUACUUCUUCUCAUCCGUUUCUUUUUUCUCUUUUCAGUGUUCAAACAAAUCGUCGUCCGCUUGCUUGUAGAAGCCUAGUAGACGAUGCAAGACGACGAAGAAGACACACACACACACACGUCAGUUUUCACCUGGCUGACCUCAAUUCGGACCGGCGGCAUCUCCCCUGAAAUGAUAACCAGACCGUAUGCGGGAUAUGAAAAAGGAAAAGGCGUAAAUGCGAUUCGCCUUGUCCGAUUUUGCUUUCAUCUCCUUUCGUUUCGUCGGUUCCUCCGUUUCUGUACUCUCUUCACACGUUUUCACUUUUGCGUGCCUUUCUCUCGCCUCCGCUACUACUAAUCAGUUUUUUUUCGUGUAUUAUCAAAAGACACAUUUUUCUCACCCUUUUCUUGAUAUUACGCAUUUGAAAUGUUGUUCCGCUUCUCUCAUUUUUGUUCCAAAAAAUGGCGAUAUAUAAAGAAUAGAAGCGACCACUUGUCUACCCCCUUACAGCAAACUGGUCAGACACCUGCCAACGCGCUUUCGGAUCCUGUCCGCCUGCCCGAUUAUGCAAUUGCGUUCUGAUCUCACUUUCCGUCGAAUGUCCAAACCUCGUUCUCUUUUCCUUCUUCUUCCUUUCUCUUCGACGUUAUCUGCUGCUUCCACUUUUGUUCCGAAAUAAACAUUUCAGAGGUGGUCUAGAACACAUUUUUCCAACUUUCACUUCACGACCGGGAAGUCUGGGUGAGUUUUUGUGACAAUAGGACAAACAGAAAACUCACAUUUCAGAUCAUGAAAACAUUAUGGCUUCUUUUGGCCUCAUUUUGUGUUGCAACCAACGCACAUGACGAUUUGUACAUACUUAUUGAUGAAGUCAGUCUCUAUAAUUGUCGAGGAGGUUCGUUUUAUAAGUUCUCUAUGGUAUACGGCUUCUAUAAAGUCCGAACUGUCUCAAAUCAUUGCCCCGAUGUUAUUCUAUCAUAAUAGAACGAUUUUCAGUGAAAAACGAGAUCACCGUUAACGAAGAGGACGUCCAAAUCGUCAACGAACGCGGAAAUCGGGUCUACUACAUCCGCGCGCCGGGCAAUUAUUCCCUGAAUUUCAAAAGCAUAAAAGUGAAACAAAAUUUCGGAUUUCUCUCCGGCGAAAUCGGCGUCACCCUUCAAGUACCCGUCCUAGAGGGUCCCGCUGGAAUCCGCUUCGAUCUUCCGUAUACAAUGGUUCCGGAGACAACGUUGCUCACUCAAAAGUGCGAUGAGUUCAGUGGAGUCAUCGAGCGAAAUGGACGAACCUACUGCCGAUAUUGUGAUCUUUGUCAAGUGUCGCAAGCGGUUGAGAAUGAGCUUGCCAGCGGAAGAGGUCAUCAGUUUCUUUCGCAGUCGGACACCGACACUCCCAUCUCAAAGUGUCAUAACAUUGAGGCGAACGAGUACGAAUUCCGGAGGACGAUUCAGUUGCCGAGCAGAUCCAGCUUGGAGAAUCUCAUCAAGAGCAAAGCCCAGGGCGUGGAUGAUGAGAUUAAGAAACGGCUUAACAAAGGGGUACUCUACACUGAAAAGUGAUGAAGAUUAACCAAAGUUUUUCAGCGCGGCCGCUUCCAAGUCUUCCUGAACCUUAUUACUUCCGACAAGCCACCGAUUUCUAGGAAUCGCUGGAUGGCCGGAUCGAAAGAUGUGAGUCUUAUACGAUAGACUUUACAAAACUACUCGCACUUCAUCAAAACCAUGUGAUCUUUUAGUGUGACUGCUGUUUCAAUCGGAAUGCACCUCAUUGCGACUCGCUUUCCUACUUGUACUGCAACAUGGAAGACUGCAAAACUGGAUGGGCUCUUCAAUGUCUUCACAACACGGCCAAAGUCGCUGCUUGUUACACUGUGGAGUUUAAUUAUCGGUGAGCAUAGUCUCCUGACAAAUUGGCUAAGAAAAUGGAUGUUCAGAAUGACGACCUCCUACGGAGACGUACUGGAAUUCCUUCGUGAGAACAACUACCCGAACCAAGAUAGCCGGUACACGCUCCCCGAUCAAGAUCCGGUCCCGACAACGCACCGUCCAGUAACUCCGUCGUUCGAGGCUCGUCAAGCAAAUCAGUUGCAAAUGUCUCAAACGUGCGUGGACGCAAUGCCCGCGCGAAUGACCCACUUGAGGAGAUAUUGUACAAUUUUCUGGAACGAAAAACUGUGUUGUGAGCACUGUCCGGACAUUUGUUAG